CAAAGCACGCUGGGACCGCUUGGCUUGGUUUUGAAGCCGAGGAUGGCGGGAAUUCUUGACCCUGGCUAGAGUGAGCAGGAGAGGCGGUAAAGGGAAAGACAGACCCAGUGGCGGACCGGGCUCUGAUCAGGGUGGAAGGUUGAGCGGCCUCUUAACAGUCCCUUCCGUGUGCGAGGAAAUCCAGAGAGGGGAUCCAGAGGCGUGGCGCCGCGGUAGCGCGCAGGGACCGGGAGGAUAACUCAAUUACUGGUGCCUGGACAACUUCUCUAGGAAGGCCUUUGAAAAUCUGAGGAGGAGAUGGAGCUGGCAAAUACUUUAAAACAAGACGGCGAGUCUCGCGGAGGUGUUUUAGCUCACUUGGAAAGACUAGAGACUCAAGUGAGCAAAUCCCAUAAAAACUUGGAAGAGCCACAGGAUGCACAGGCUCUUGAAGCCAGGAUUCAUGAACUGGAACGUCUGCGGGAUAACCUGAGGGCUGAAGUGAAACAGCGUCAAGCCAGAGUUAAAGCAUCUACUGCCAGUGUCAAACCUGACCAAACAUUAGAGAUUAGUGAGCAAGAAAUUUUGGAGAGAAAACAGGAAAACGUGAAAGCCAUUCUGCAGGCAUAUCGUUUUACAGGGAUCAGCGGGAAGCUGACCAGCCGAGGAGUCUGUGUCUGCAUCAGCACUGCUUUCGAGGGGAACCUGCUGGAUUCCUACUUUGUGGACCUUGUCAUGGAGAAACCACUUUGGAUACAUCACCAUUCGGUUCCAGUCUUCAUUCCGCUAGAAGAGAUAUCUGCAAAAUACCUACAGACUAAUACUCAGCACUUCCUGUUUGUUCUCUGCGAAUACCUAAAUGCUUACUCGGGGAGGAAGUACCAGGCAGAUCGACUUCAGAGUGACUUUGCAGCCUUCCUUGUGGGGCCCUUGCAGAGGAACUCACUGUGCAACUUGCUGUCAUUUACUUACAAAGUGAAGCUGGAAGGUCAGUCCUUCCCCUUUUGUGCUAGACUGCUGUAUAAGGACCUCACAACAACCCUUCCAACCGACGUCACUGUUACUUCUCAAGGGAUGGAAGCAUUACCCAGUACGUGGGAAGAACAGCGAGCAGACCAUGAAAACCUGUUUUUUACAAAGCCCCUACAUCAGGUGUUUACUUCAUUUGCAAGAAAAGGAGAAAAGCUGGAUAUAAGCCUGCUCUCCUAGAAUAUUUUCUUUGGGAACACAUCAGAAGUAAAAGGAAAUAUUGCACUUUCUGCUCCCAUGACUAAGGUGACGGGUUCCAGAAGAACCUUUCAAGAUUAUCAGGAGAAGGGCCAUUUCACCUAACUCGGACCACAGACAAGCAGGUCUUCAGAGUGAAAAGCACUGCU
Molecule: messenger RNA, 1355 nt
Organism: Dama dama (fallow deer)
Lineage: Eukaryota; Metazoa; Chordata; Mammalia; Artiodactyla; Cervidae
Gene: CENPO
Product: centromere protein O
Exons: 8
Coding region: 298-1188 (296 amino acids)
Cellular component (GO): Mis6-Sim4 complex; kinetochore
Source: RefSeq, a predicted model, not a curated record